UAGUAAAUUCAUUGUUGUUAUUGUGUCUGCAGGUCCGCGAGUGUUGUGUAAUGUAAAAUUAUGAUUAGUGGUGUAUCAGGGAAGUCUGUGGCGUAAAGAUAAUUAGGUAAAGUUGGGAGAUGAAGAUGCAACCCGAAGUAAAAGUCAGUGGUGGAUGGAAUGGAUAUUGGAUAAGAAAGCUCUCUCUCUCUCUCUCUCUCUCUCUCUCUCUCUCUCUCUCUCUCUCUCUCUCUUGCCGUUACAUCAGUCUCAGUGUUUCCACGGCAUGGUAAGCUAAAUUUAUACCAUUGCAACAUCAGGAAUAUGAAUUUUGCAUGCCGUAUUGGAUUCUAAGAAACUGUAUCCCUCUAAUUUUUAUUAGGAAAUGUAGUUUUUUAGAAAUAAACAUGGAGACGCCCCUCUUCCUCCCCCAUAGGUUCUCUAGACCAGAUCUUGUAAGUUAGUGUAGGUUAGGUGAUGUAGUAUACCUUGAAAGGAUCCAAGGAGGCACAGCUUCUCAGGUAGAUUAGAUUAGUAUCUAAGGGAAGUCCAGGGAGCCACAGUCCUCCUGUUAAGUCAGUGGGACAGGAGAAUUAUGUUGUAAUAAAAUUUACUGUAAUUUGUAGCAGGAGGGAUGAAGGGCCAAGAGGCCAGAAACUAGUCCAGUCACUGAGUCAUACGUACUGUAGCUGUUUGCUGCAACGUGAUCCUUUAUGCUCUGUCUACCUUGUUGGGUAUGUGAGUAUGUAACCACUUAUGUGUUUCAGGUCAUGGCUGGUCAAGAGGAGAGCAAGGACAAACACCAACACCUGGUUGGAAUAUGCAUGGGGAUGUGUCCCAAUGCAGAGGUGCGGCUGCGACAAAGAGAGAAAAUGAUCCAUCCCUUAGAGAUGGCACUUGACUCCAAUGGCCAACGAUUGAACUACCCUCAGGUCCGGGCCAUGGUCAAAAUGUUCUCCCGGCCUGCCGCUGGCCAGCAGGUCAAGGCUGCAGAUGUUCGGCCAGUGCCUGUGCUGAUGAAGACCCUCAGAUAUUUGUUAGCAAAUGUGUGCUGCCGGAAGGAUGUGCCAUGGGCCUUGGUGUACCAGUUUGUGAGUGAUCGGCUGCAGGCCAUCCGACAGGACUUGUGUGUGCAGAGAGCAAGGAAUCUCACGGCCUUGCAGAUCUAUCAGGCAGUUGUUAGGUUCUAUAUAUAUGCUCAUUAUAGAACUUGUGAGCACGAGCUAAAAGACUUUGAUCCGUUCCUCAAUAUGAAGCAGCUUCUUGAUACGUUGUUCCUUGUAAUGUCCCUCUACCAAGAAUUAGACUUGUUCAGCAAUAUUGUGGCAUCAGACAAAGUGGAUCUUACAGACUACACUUCCUUCAGUGGCCAUGAUGAAGAGAGUGAAGAGGAGGACAGUGACAGUGACAGUAAAGUUGAUGAUGGAGCAGAAACCAAAAUAGUACAAGAUUCCAAAGCAAGUGAAAAAAGUACGUCAAAUGGAGGAGAAACUACCUCGGGUUUGGAAGAAGACAGCAAUACUGUGAGGCAUCAUGACGACAACAGUUCAGGAAGUGAUUCUGUCAGGGCCAUUAACACACAGGAGAGAGAAAAGGUUUUACCAUCAGAAAGAGAAAAUAAAAAGCAUUAUGAUGGGGAUAUUGUUUCCUGCAGCAGCCUUCAGGAAGAAGGUGUAGCCUUGUAUUUGCUGGUCAAUCUGGGUAAUGAAGAGGCUAUCAUGAAUGCUAUGCAGCUCCAUCACAACAUUAAAUGCUCCAAGCUUGUGAGCCUCACACUGGAGAUGAACCUUGCCUGGCUCACCUACAACUACUACAGAGUCCUGAAGCUCUCCACCUGUCUUCCACCUUUGUGCCAGUGUGCUUUCCAUAUUCACCUCACUGUGAUCCAGAGGAAGUCUCUUGGCAUCCUGAAUCAAUCUCACAGCUGCAAAGGGCAGUCAUACAGUUUGGAGCAGCUGUCUGAGAUGCUGCUGUACAAUAACAGUGACCAUCUUGCCCAGGCCUGCACACACUAUGGCCUCCCUGCCAUCAACGGAGGUGUCAUCUUUACUAAGGGGAAAUUCGACUAUGAAGCUCCAUUGAUGAAGCCAUGCCACACCAGGAGAAUUGAAGACCAGCUUGCUGCUGUUCCCUUGCCUGACCUGUUACUGCCAACUUUGAACUAUUGAUAUGAGAGUGUGGCUGACUGCUGUGAGCACCACCUGGGGCACCGCUGCUAGGAGUGAUUACUUCUUGAUGAAGCCUCUCACUCUUGUCAUGCACUUGUUGACAAACGACGACUUUCUUUGCAAGUCGUCGGUCGAAGCAAGCGA
Messenger RNA from Portunus trituberculatus (swimming crab), 2291 nucleotides. RefSeq lists its product as uncharacterized. The record is from RefSeq and is a predicted model, not a curated record. The coding region runs from base 693 to 2147 and encodes 484 amino acids. Gene Ontology annotation, cellular component: centrosome; nucleus; spindle. Lineage: Eukaryota; Metazoa; Arthropoda; Malacostraca; Decapoda; Portunidae. Gene Ontology annotation, biological process: centrosome duplication; spindle assembly. The transcript has 8 exons.